GAAAACACCCCAAAAAUGGCAGGAUCGGGCCCGCAGGGGCUCGGCCCCAUCCCCGCCAGCGGCCGCGCGUCCCCGGCAGCACCCCCAGAUGGUGACGAGGAUCUGCUGCGGGGCCUCGAGGGGGCCCUGGGGGUGAAGAAGAAGAAAAGGGGCCCCCGGAAACAGAAGGAAAACAAACCCGGGAAACCCCGGAAACGGAAAAAACUGGUGAGCGAGGAUGAGCUGGAGUCCGAGAGGGACGAGUACCCCCGCGAGGAGUACCGGGAGAAGUCGGAGAGCGGCGGCAGCGACUCGGGCGGCGCGGCGCGCAAGCGGCGGCGGAAGCACCGCGAGAAGAAGGAGAAGAAAACCAAGAGGAGGAAAAAGGCCGACGAUGAGGGCGGGCAGAAGGUCAAGGCGGUGGAGCAGAAAUCCUCGGCGCAGCUCCUGGGGGCCUGGGGGCUGGAGGACGUGGACCACGUGUUCACCGAGGAGGAUUAUCACACCCUCACCAACUACAAGGCCUUCAGCCAGUUCAUGAGGCCCCUGAUCGCCAAGAAGAACCCCAAGAUCCCCAUGUCCAAGAUGAUGACCAUCCUGGGGGCCAAGUGGCGGGAGUUCAGCGCCAACAACCCCUUCAAGGGCUCGGCGGCGGCCGUGGCCGCGGCUGCAGCGGCCGCAGCGGCCGCCGUGGCCGAGCAGGUGUCGGCCGCCGUGGCCGCCGUGUCCGUGGGGUCAACCUCAGAGGGCCCCGGGCACAAGAAGCGCAGCAAGAGCCCGCGGGUGCCCGAGCUGAAGAGGAAGAUGAAGGGCAGGAAGAUGGCGCCGCUCAAGAUCAAACUGGGAGUACUGGGAGGCAAACGCAAGAAGAGCAGCUCGAGCGAGGACGCGGGCGAGGCCGAGGAGGAGUCUGACGCCGAGAGCCCCGGGGGGGCUCUGGGGGCCGCGCCCCGCCCCGACCCCGGCGCGCGCCUCAAGAAGCUCAAGCGGGGCCGCCCCGGCCGCAAGAAGAAGAAGGGUGAAGGUGACAGCCGCGCGUGCCCCGCAGGGCCUGGCCCCGAGGACGAGGGCGAUGGCUACGAGACCGACCACCAGGACUACUGCGAGGUGUGCCAGCAGGGCGGGGAGAUCAUCCUGUGCGACACCUGCCCCCGCGCCUACCACCUGGUGUGCCUGGACCCCGAGCUGGACCGCGCGCCCGAGGGCCGCUGGAGCUGCCCCCACUGCGUGAGGACUGGGAGGGACUGGGAGGGACUGGGGGCAUCCUGAGGGGACUGGGAGGGGACUGGGGACAUCGAGGGCGAGAAGGAGGAGGAAGACGACCACAUGGAGUACUGCCGCGUGUGCAAGGACGGCGGCGAGCUGCUGUGCUGCGACGCCUGCGUGUCCUCGUACCACAUCCACUGCCUGAACCCGCCGCUGCCCGAGGUCCCCAACGGAGAGUGGCUCUGUCCCCGCUGCACGUGCCCGGUGCUGAAGGGCCGCGUGCAGAAGAUCCUCUACUGGCGCUGGGGGGAGCCCCCCGCCCCCGUGGCCGCCCCCGGGGCCCCCCAGGCGCAGGAGGGGCCCCCCCAGGCCCUGCAGGGCCGCUCGGAGCGCGAGUUCUUCGUCAAGUGGGUGGGGCUGUCCUACUGGCACUGCUCCUGGAUCAAGGAGCUCCAGCUGGAGAUCUUCCACCUGGUGAUGUACCGGAACUACCAGCGCAAGAACGACAUGGACGAGCCCCCUCCCCUGGACUACGGCUCGGGGGACGACGACCCCAAGAGCGAGAAGCGGGGGGCCGGGGGGGACCCCCUCUUCGGGGGCAUGGAGGAGCGCUUCUACCGCUACGGCAUCAAGCCCGAGUGGAUGACGGUGCACCGCAUCAUCAACCACAGCGUGGACCGGAAGGGGCAGUACCACUACCUGGUGAAGUGGCGGGACCUGCCCUACGACCAGGCCACCUGGGAGGAGGACGAGAUGCCCAUCCCCGACUACGACCUGCACAAGCUGGCCUACUGGAAGCACCGGGAGGUGUUCAUGGGCGAGGACCCGGCCCAGCCGCGCCGCUACAAGAAGAAGAAGAAGGAGACGCCAGGGGAGGGGCCCCCCGACUCGCCCACCAACGACCCCCAGGGCCACACCAAGGGCCCGUUCCUCGUCAGCGCGCCGCUCUCCACCAUCAUCAACUGGGAGCGCGAGUUCCAGAUGUGGGCCCCGGCCUUCUACGUGGUCACCUACACCGGGGACAAGGACAGCCGCGCCAUCAUCCGCGAGAACGAGUUCUCCUUCGACGACACCGCCAUGAAGGGCGGCAAGAAGGCCUUCAAGAUGAAGGGCCACACCAAGGGCCCGUUCCUCGUCAGCGCGCCGCUCUCCACCAUCAUCAACUGGGAGCGCGAGUUCCAGAUGUGGGCCCCGGCCUUCUACGUGGUCACCUACACCGGGGACAAGGACAGCCGCGCCAUCAUCCGCGAGAACGAGUUCUCCUUCGACGACACCGCCAUGAAGGGCGGCAAGAAGGCCUUCAAGAUGAAGCUGUUGGGUCCCUGCCUGGUGGUGGACGAGGCCCACCGCCUCAAGAACAACCAGUCCAAGUUUUUCCGGGUGCUCAACGGGUACAAGAUCGAGCACAAGCUGCUGCUGACGGGGACCCCGCUGCAGAACAACCUGGAGGAGCUCUUCCACCUGCUCAACUUCCUCACGCCCGAGCGCUUCAAUAACCUGGAGGGGUUCCUGGAGGAGUUUGCCGACAUCUCCAAGGAGGACCAGAUCAAGAAGCUGCACGACCUGCUGGGCCCCCACAUGCUGCGGCGCCUCAAGGCCGACGUCUUCAAGAACAUGCCGGCCAAGACGGAGCUGAUCGUGCGCGUGGAGCUCAGCCCCAUGCAGAAGAAGUACUACAAGUACAUCCUGACGAGGAACUUCGAGGCGCUGAACUCGCGGGGCGGCGGCAACCAGGUGUCGCUGCUCAACAUCAUGAUGGACCUCAAGAAGUGCUGCAACCACCCCUACCUGUUCCCCGUGGCGGCCAUGGAGUCCCCGAAGCUGCCGAGCGGUGCCUACGAGGGCGGGGCCCUGAUCAAGGCCUCGGGGAAGCUGCUGCUGCUGCAGAAGAUGCUGCGCAAGCUGAAGGAGCAGAACCACAGGGUGCUCAUCUUCUCCCAGAUGACGAAGAUGCUGGACCUGCUGGAGGAUUUCCUGGACUACGAGGGCUACAAGUACGAGCGCAUCGACGGCGGCAUCACCGGGGCGCUGCGGCAGGAGGCCAUCGACCGCUUCAACGCGCCGGGGGCGCAGCAGUUCUGUUUCCUGCUGUCGACGCGGGCCGGGGGCCUCGGCAUCAACCUGGCGACGGCCGACACCGUGGUCAUCUUUGACUCGGACUGGAACCCCCACAACGACAUCCAGGCCUUCAGCCGCGCGCACCGCAUCGGCCAGGUUGGACUGGUCUGUGUUGGGUUGGACUGGGACGUGUUGGGUUGUGCUGGGCUGGGUUGGGUUGGACUGGGCCAUGCUGGGUCACGUUGGGUCAUGUUGGGCUGGACUGGGUCACGUUGGGUUGUGUUGGGCUGGACUGGGCCAUGCUGGGCUGGACUGGGCCAUGUGGAGCCAUGUUGGUGUGUGACAAAGCCGUGUCACCUCACCUUGGAGCGCGUCCGCCCGUGUCUCAGCACACGUGUCCCUGCCCGGCCGUGUCCCAUCACACGUGUCCCUGCCCGUCCGUGUCCCAUCACGCAUGUCCCUGCCCGGCCGUGUCCCAGCGCGCGUGGCCCCGCCUGUCCGUGUCCCAGCACGCGUGUGACACGGCGUGGCCGCGCAGGGGACAACAAGGAGGAGGACAGCAGCGUCAUCCACUACGACAACGAGGCCAUCGCGCGGCUGCUGGACCGCAACCAGGACGCCACCGACGACGCCGACGUGCAGAACAUGAACGAGUACCUGAGCUCCUUCAAGGUGGCCCAGUACGUCGUCAGGGAGGAGGACAAGACAAACUGCAAAGGCACUGAUGAACGUCCUCCAUGCCUCAGGGACAACAAGGAGGAGGACAGCAGCGUCAUCCACUACGACAACGAGGCCAUCGCGCGGCUGCUGGACCGCAACCAGGACGCCACCGACGACGCCGACGUGCAGAACAUGAACGAGUACCUGAGCUCCUUCAAGGUGGCCCAGUACGUCGUCAGGGAGGAGGACAAGUCCAAGCGGCAGCUGCGGAACGAGAAGGACAAACCCCUCCCCCCACUGCUGGCCCGGGUGGGCGGCAACAUCGAGCACGGGCAGGGUGGUGACACAGGGACAGUGGCACAGGCGGUGUCAGUGGCACGGGGACAGUGUCAGUGGCACAGGGACGGUGGCAGGGAUGGUGGCACAGGGACAGUGGCACAGGCGGUGUCAGUGGCACGGGGGCGGUGGCACGGGGGUGGUGACACAGGGGCGGUGGCACGGGCAGGGUGGUGGCAUGGGUGGUGUCAGUGGCACAGGGACGGUGGCAGGGAUGGUGGCACAGGGGCAGUGGUACAGUGUCGGUGGCACAGGGGUGGUGGCACAGGCAGUGUUGGUGACACAAGGGUGGUGGCACAGGCUGGGUGUCAGUGGCACGGGGACAGUGUCAGUGGCACUGGUGGUGUCAGUGACACAGGGGCGGUGGCAUGGGCGGUGGCACGAGGGCGGUGGCAGGGCGCUGGUGGCACGGCGGUGGCCCUGAGCGCUGUCCCCAGGGCCUACGUGUCCCUGUUCAUGCGCCACCUGUGCGAGCCGGGCGCCGACGGCUCCGAGACGUUCGCGGACGGCGUCCCCCGCGAGGGGCUGUCCCGGCAGCAGGUGCUCACCCGCAUCGGCGUCAUGUCCCUCGUCAAGAAAAAGGUGCAGGAGUUCGAGCACAUCAACGGGCGCUGGUCCCUGCCCGAGCUGGCCCCCGAGCCCAGCGCCGACUCCAAGCGCUCGUCCCGCGCCUCCUCCCCCGCCAAGACCGGCCCCCCCAGCCCCGAGCAGAGCGGCCCCCCCAGCCCCGCGCCCCCCACGCCCGCCACGCCGGCGCCCAGCGAGCGCGGGGACGGGCCAGGGCCACCCCCGGACAGGGACGAGGGUGACACCAGGGACGAGAAGGAACCCAAAGGCCCCGAGAAGAUGGAGACAGAUCCCCCUGUCCCCGAGGUGCCACCGUCGCCGGGCGAGGGCAGCGAGGCCGAGGGGCCCCGCAAGGGGGACGAGGAGGAGGGGCCCGGCCACAGGGACCCCGAGGCCGAGGGGACCCCGGCCCGCGAGGAGCGGCCAGGUGAGAGCCCGGGGAAGGAGGCCAAGGCCGAGCGGGAGCCCCGGGCGGAGCCGCGGCCGAACGGGCGCCGCGAGGAGAGAGCCGAGAAACCGCGGUUCAUGUUCAACAUCGCCGACGGCGGCUUCACCG
Messenger RNA from Passer montanus (Eurasian tree sparrow), 5362 nucleotides. Its product is annotated as chromodomain-helicase-DNA-binding protein 3-like. Gene Ontology annotation, cellular component: NuRD complex; nucleus; chromatin. Gene Ontology annotation, biological process: chromatin remodeling; negative regulation of transcription by RNA polymerase II. Lineage: Eukaryota; Metazoa; Chordata; Aves; Passeriformes; Passeridae. The annotation marks the transcript as partial. Gene Ontology annotation, molecular function: ATP-dependent chromatin remodeler activity; DNA binding; histone binding. The record is from RefSeq and is a predicted model, not a curated record. The transcript has 33 exons.